GCCCUAGUCCCGGAAGUUGCUGACCGGUUUCCAGGAAGUGUGACCUGGAUCACAUGAGCGGCGCCGGGCCGAGCGGGGUUGGAGGGGACGCGAUGGCCGGAGAGGAGGAGGAGGGGAAGCCUCUGCUGGGCGGCCAGGACGGCGAUCGAGACCGGCGCUCGUCUGAUAGGCCGGUCUCAGGCUGCGGCCGGGUCGCCUCGGCCAUGUGCGACCCCCGGCGAUGGCCGCACCGGUUCGUGGUGCUCAUCCUUAUGUGUUUCCUGGGCUUCGGUAGUUAUUUCUGUUAUGAUAACCCAGCUGCUCUGCAAAUCCAAGUUAUGAACGAUAUGCAAGUUAAUACUGUUACAUUCAUGCAGCUAUAUGCCUGGUAUUCUUGGCCCAAUGUUAUCCUUUGCUUUCUUGGAGGAUUUUUACUGGACAGAGUAUUUGGAAUGCGUUUGGGAACAAUAAUCUUCAGUUUAUUCGUCUGUGUUGGGCAAGUCAUUGUUGCAGUUGGAGCUCUGGUGAAUGCCUUUUGGCUCAUGGAACUUGGAAGAUUUGUGUUCGGGAUUGGUGGGGAGUCACUGGCAGUUGCGCAAAAUACAUAUGCUGUCAGCUGGUUUAAAGGCAAAGAACUAAACCUUGUGUUUGGGUUACAACUGAGCAUGGCUCGACUGGGCAGUACUGUGAACAUGAACAUUAUGGGAUGGGUCUAUUCCAGAGUCACAGAGAUGGUAGGCUCUGUGGGCUACAGGACUCUUGGUAUAAGUCUCAUGAUAGCUGCCUCGACGUGCAUAUUCUCCUUGUUGUGUGCAUUCAUUAUUGGUUACUUAGACAGAAGAGCUAAGAGGAUUUUAAACAAAGAUCAAGGGAAAACAGGUGAAGUUGUUAAGCUGACGGAUGUAAAAGAUUUUCCAUUAACCCUCUGGCUGAUAUUCGUCAUCUGUGUAUGUUAUUAUGUGGCUGUAUUUCCAUUUAUUGGACUUGGAAAAGUGUUCUUCAUUGAAAAAUUCAACUUUUCUCUGAAUGAAGCCAGCUUAAUCAACAGUAUUGUAUACAUCAUAUCUGCUCCAGCUUCGCCUAUUCUGGGGAUAGUGGUGGAUAAAGUAGGAAAGAAUAUAUUUUGGGUGAUGUCUGCUGUUCUCAUGACACUGGCUGCACAUAUGAUGUUAGCAUUCACCUUCUGGAACCCUUGGAUUGCCAUGUGUCUGCUGGGUGCAUCAUAUUCUUUGCUUGCCUGUGCAUUGUGGCCAAUGGUGGCCUUUGUUGUUCCUGAAUACCAACUGGGAACAGCUUAUGGCUUCAUGCAGUCCAUACAGAAUCUGGGUCUUGCGGUGAUUGCAAUCAUUGCGGGUUCUAUAUUGGAUUCAAAAGGUUACCUGCUUCUUGAAGUAUUUUUUUGUGCUUGUCUCUGUGUGGCACUUAUAGCUGUUGUUCUGCUGUAUUUUGUGGAUUUAUUGUCAGAAGGUGACCUGAAUGUGACUGCAUGGAAACGUUCAAAACUCCAAGCUGUUGCUGCAGCAGAAUGAGAAUUAGGACUAGCAGCCCUCGGCCAGAAGUACACAACCUUUCUUCAUCAAAACAUCAACAUGAAGAAUAUAUUUUAAUACACUUUACAGAGUUUGGAGGGGGGGGGGUUGUGGGAAGAAAGCACUUAGAUUAAUUGAAGAUUGUUAUGUUGCCAUUGAUUGUAACACCAAAAACUGAGUGGCAAAAUUUUGUAAUUCUACUUUAGGAGACUGUCAAAUGUUUUAAAUACAUUUACUUAUAUUUAAAUAUAAUGAGUUAAUGCCUGUCUGGAAUUUUUUAACAAUUUGUAAAAUGGUGCAUCUGGAGCAAUCCUGUGAUCCCUGGUUCCGUUAUUUACAUUUGAGUUGGUAUUCCUUGAAUGGGUAAGUUCUUUUGUUCUUGUAACCUCUUGCAUAACAGGCUUAAGAAAAUAAUGAUGAAAGCUUUGUCAUACAGGCAGCAAUGCCAAGCUGAAAAAUAAUUCUUUGCUGCUUAAAAAAAGUUGCUAAAAUUAGGUACAUCUUGUCAAAACAAAUUAACCUUGCCAGUGAAGUAAUUCAAAUGGGUGUUUGGUUGUUGCAUUAAAAGUCACUUCAUGUGCACAGUGGUAUUUUUGUAUUUGACUUCUGUAUAAUCACUUGACUAAUGUAAGACUGCUGGCCAGCUCUGUAUUUAUCACUUGAUUGCAAGUUAGCUUCCAUUUGAUUGGAGGCAAGUUGAACUGACUUUUUAUUUUCUUUGAAGAAUCUAUUGCAUUUCAGUGAUUGUUUUUCAUUCUAAUUGAACUAAAUAUUGAAUUUGAACUGUUUAAGAAGAUCACCUGUAUUAAGUACUCCAUGUAAUGGUUUUGUAUGUUAAACUGAACCAACAGUUUGCUAACGAAUGGAAAUGUUUUAUUUAAAAUUUUCUUUGGUUAACAGAAAUACAUACUGAUUGAUUUUUUUUUGUUUGCAAUGUGUUUAUGCUUGAUGCAGGAGUCUCCAAGCUUUUGUUUUCAGAGUUGCAGCGAUGAAUAAAGUUUUAGUCCAUGUU
Molecule: messenger RNA, 2520 nt
Organism: Pristis pectinata (smalltooth sawfish)
Lineage: Eukaryota; Metazoa; Chordata; Chondrichthyes; Rhinopristiformes; Pristidae
Gene: mfsd1
Product: major facilitator superfamily domain containing 1
Exons: 16
Coding region: 54-1508 (484 amino acids)
Biological process (GO): transmembrane transport
Cellular component (GO): lysosome
Molecular function (GO): transmembrane transporter activity
Source: RefSeq, a predicted model, not a curated record